This is a messenger RNA of Psylliodes chrysocephalus, 648 nucleotides long. NCBI's taxonomy places the organism in Eukaryota, Metazoa, Arthropoda, Insecta, Coleoptera, Chrysomelidae. The record is from the annotation of a GenBank genome assembly.
AUGAAUAAUUGGGAAAAAUGUUUGUUGCAAUUGGCGUUAGAAAAAGAUCAAUCUGAUACAGAUGACGAUGAUGAAUAUAAAGAAGAUCCUUUUUAUUGCUCUUCAAACGACGAUCCAGUGUAUAUUCCUCAAGAUAGUUCUGACGAUUUUGAGACUUAUACAGAGUCAGAUAACGAUUACGUCGCUGCCUUCUAUUUCACCAUCAACGAUAACCGUAUUAGAGUAUGUAAGGCAUUUUUUAAAGCGACUCUGGAUAUAACCGAUCAACCUAUUAGAACAGCUUUGAUAAAGGAAACUGAAAGUGGUUUCUUAGAUGGUGACAAAAGGGGAAGACAUGGGAACCAACCCAAGGUUGAUCCUGAAAUCAAAGAUAGUGUAAGAAACUUCAUCAACGCUAUACUACGAAUAGAAUCGCAUUAUCUACGGGCCCAAACAGCCCAUGAACAGGGCAAAGCAAAUUUGGUAGAUGCGUAUAAUCUUCACCAGAAAGACAAAGAACUUUCCCGUAAAGAAAAGGAAGCCAAUAAAAUAAAUGUCAAUGGUAGUCACGUUGCAAUAUACGAUUUACAGAUCCUGCCGUUCCUAGAGGUCAAGUAUCGUCAUUUUACUACAAAAGCAAACUUAACUGCUACAACUUCACCAUCAUAA